Molecule: messenger RNA, 3674 nt
Organism: Haliotis rubra (blacklip abalone)
Lineage: Eukaryota; Metazoa; Mollusca; Gastropoda; Lepetellida; Haliotidae
Exons: 8
Coding region: 14-3013 (999 amino acids)
Molecular function (GO): signaling receptor activity
Source: RefSeq, a predicted model, not a curated record
GUUUGAUUAUCAGAUGAUGGCUCACAUCGCAAUGGUGGAGGACAUGUUUCUCCUCAGGGUACUGGGAGUAUCCCUCUUGGCCACCUUUGCCGGCUGUGCAGAUUUCACGGGUACAGAAUUUGCUGUGAUGUUUGCCGAAAAGGAUGAGUUCCCUGACAUGUCUGUGUCAUAUAUACUCUUUACAAUCAGUGGACCGGCAAACACUUUAGUCACAAUUUCAUCACCUGGACAUACCUAUAUGACCAACCAUCGUAUUGGUUCUAAUGGACGACUGAAUGUCACCUUACCUGAAUACAUGAAACACUGGAAUAGUUUGAUUAUUGAACCUAAUGGCAUCAUCGUAUCUGCCAGUGCUGCCGUAACCGUCAGAUGUAUCAACAAAUACGCUAAUGUGUCACAAGGAUACACGGCCAUCCCGAAACAUUCAGCAUCAACUACCUAUAUAGCCGUGUCUCACGACCCUGCUGGCAGAUAUGCUUCAUAUAUCCUGGUAACAGCCUACGAUGAUGCCACCACUGUCGAUGUCCACUUCAAAUUUCCAAGGCCGGGUAAAUGUGUCAACAUGGAUACUGAAGUAACCACCGGACACUCGCUGACCUUCACCCUCAACAGCCUUGACGUAUGGGGAGUGCGGUGCGACCAGGAUCUGACCGGUACCUCGGUUACAAGUUCGGCACCAGUUGCAGUUGUUUCUGGCCUCGCCAGUUUGUUCUCUGCGUUGCCGUUUCUGGAGACGAUGCUUCUACCGGUUGACCUUUAUGGAAAUAAUUACGCGUUGCCUAGUUACACAGCAGGAUCUAUGUACAGAGUCGUUGCAGCAUCUAAUGACACAUUGGUAUCUCUCGCGAGAAACACGAAGAUGUUGCUAAGUGCCGGCGACUUUCUGGACGUUCCUGAAAGUAAUUCCUUGACGUGCAUGACGACAAAUAAGCCAGUACAAGUCGUCAUGCUAGGAGUGACGUCAUCCGUUGGUGCUCAUACAAUUGUAUCAUCCCUAGCUCAUCCCAUGAUGAUGCCAAUGCCACCAGUUGAACGUUUCCUGACUUCUUACAACCUCUACGUUGAAAGCUCAUCAACCAUGGUUUCUGAACACAUUACCUUGGUGGCUCCAAGCGACCACAUCGAUGAGCUUGCUGCUUCCAUACAGUUCGUGAUGAUAGCAGUUAACGAAACAAGCCAGUGCUGUAACAUGUCUCAAGUCACAGGUGUCGUGCCAAAUGGCACCACCGUGAAUUUGGCCAGUAGUGUUCCAUUCACUAUCAUCUACAAUCAUUUUCACGUUCCAUCUGGCGCACUUCAUGGCUAUUUCGGCGGAGCAAAUCUAGACCCUGUGACCUGUCCAGUCAGUGACGGUUACCAGUAUUUGAGUGUGCCGAGUCUCUGUUUGAAGGUCCACACCACAGUAUUGUCCUGGACAAAGGCCAAGGAUGCUUGUUUGGCGAGCGGAGAUCGCCUGGUCAAGUUGGACACUGAGCAGAAGAACAUUGCUGUGGUCAAUUUGGUGACCAAUACCGUUCCAGCUAUCCCAUCUAUAGGUGCGUGGAUUGGGCUCCAGAAGUACGAUGUGUGGGAGUGGACGGAUGGAGAGAGUUCAAACUACACUGACUGGUAUCCCAAUCAACCUGAUAACUCUGGAACGUGUGCCCAACUUCUGUCCUCGGUUCAGUUCCAAUGGGACGACUUCAACUGCGCCGUCAACAACUCGUAUGUCUGCGAAAAGGUUCUUCUUGAUCCAACGUCUACGACAAUAGUCAACACUAUGUGUAAUGAUGACAUCGCUGGGUGUCCGGCGAGUUCCGGCUACAUGCAUGUAGCGUAUUCCAACACAACAAUGUGUCUGAGAAUGUCCGACACCCGCCAGACAUGGGCCGAGGGAAUGACCGACUGUCAGAACACGGGGGGUCACUUGGUCAAGGUCGACACUCAGGAAAAAAAUGAGUUACUAUACACCUACCUUAAAUUGGAAGCUACAGACCACCGUUACUACAUUGGCCUGUGGGACAGUGACAAUACUGCGGCCGUGUGGACAGACUGUACCGUAUCUAACUACACCAACUGGUAUGGAGUAGAACCGAACCAUCUGUCUGAACAAUGCGCACAAAUGAAUUUACAUGAGAAUGGAGGAUGGCUUGAUGUCCACUGUAAUGAUAAGAAGAUAUCUAUAUGUGAAGCAGACACUAUCAGCAACCAUGUUGUUGGUCACAUAGACGAACACGGCACGUUCCAGUGUAACGCCUCUGAUGUCGUGACGUCGUCGUACAGCAGUGAUGUAGCGACCACAGUCGUUACCGUCUUUAGCAGUGCCCCCGUGGAGACGACAUCCACAACAGCGACCACAGUCGUUACCGUCUUCAGCAGUGACCCCGUGGAGUCGACAUCCAUAACAGCGACCACAGUCGUUACCGUCUUCAGCAGUGACCCUGUGGAGUCGACGUCCAUCACAGCGACCCCUUUUUCGGGAACACAACCACCAUUGCACAAUAUGGCAACAACUACGGAACCAUCGACAUCCUUUCUCACUGAGCCAACGCCGUCAGUCACAGCAACGUCAGCAUCCUUUCACACAGACCCGACUCCGUUUAACACUGAAACGGCCGCGCUAGAAACACAAGCCUUUUCUUCAACGUUGGCAUCUUCAGAACUACUACAGUUAACCGAUCCAACAGGUGUUCAACCAUACGGACCAACGACCAUUAGCAAAGAUAUGGAAAGCAAACUGACCGAUGACCACAACCCACAACGUGUGACGAGAGAAGUGUGUCGUUGUGCUUGUAUUCCGCCCGGAAGACUAAGUCAGUUAUCUCCCCUUGUUGUGAAGAGAAAGGCAGAAGAAAUCAGAAGGGAGCUUAUUCUAAACACCAAAAACCUUACAAAAACAAUUGCCCAGUUCAAAAGUGCUGAAGACGAAAGAAAGUCUGCUGUUGGUAUAGGGAUUCUUGGUGUGUUCCUCAUUACGUUUCCGAUGACAUUGAUGAUCUUGUCAGAUCUAUGCACGAUGAAGUUUCGGAACUAAAUGAGGCGGCGGCGAUGGUAGUCUAGUGGGUAAGGAUUUCGCUCUUCUCGCCGAAGACCUAGGUUCGAAUGCUCAGAUGAAUUCAAUGUGUUAAGCCUAUGUCCGGUGUCACAGACAAAGACAUUGCUGUAAUGCCACAUGUGGCGUGAAUAACAUACAUGUACAGAGGUAAGGUGGAAUAUGUACCGAGUCGAAAAAGGCUACUGCAACUUAGGGCUGAAACCAUGUACACUUAAUAGUAACUGGAUGAGUAAGUAUGUGUUUAUGCCGCUUUUAGCAAUAUUCCAACAAUAUCAGAAAUGGGCUUCACACGUUGUACUCAUGUGGGGAAUCGACUCCAAGUCUUCAGCGUGACGAGCGGACGCUUUAACCAUUAGGCUACCCCAUUGUCCCUGGACAUUUACCAUGUACCUCUGAUAUGCAUUCUUACCUUCUAUUAUUAACAUAAUUUUGCCUCAAAUAUAAUGGCCAGUCGCAAACUCUUAUGAAUCAAAGAUAUUUUAAGAAAGUCAUAAUGUUAAUCAAAUCGAUGUUUAGAUCUGAUGCAGAUUAAUGUCAGUUAAAUAUCAGCCUCAGUGGUAUAAUUGGUUGUUUGGUUGUUUAACGCCGCACUCAGCAAUAUUCCAGCUAUUUGGAGGCGGUCUGUAAAUAUUCGAGUAUG